UUUCUGAAAUAUAUUAAACAAAUCUUUAAAAGAAUGUUGCCAACUUUAAAUUAUUCUUUUAUAACUUCAGUUAUUUUAAUUUUCAACUUUUUAAUAUUAUUCAACAAUCCAACUUAUUCAAUGCGUGCAAGUGGAAGAACUAUUGAGGCAAAAUGAGCCAAGAAAGACUUUACUAACAUUUGGAGAUGUUGGUUAUGGUCUGCCCAAAUUUGGAAGGAAAAUAGAAACACAAAAAUAUUUUGUGCCACUAUCCGAAAAUAAUUAU
Meloidogyne enterolobii is the source of this 265-nucleotide messenger RNA. The record is from the annotation of a GenBank genome assembly. NCBI's taxonomy places the organism in Eukaryota, Metazoa, Nematoda, Chromadorea, Rhabditida, Meloidogynidae.